CCACUAUAGCCCCGGAAUUUGCUAAUCAUCCUCAUCAUAAUCCUACGUGACUCAGCAAAUCACCAUCUUUACGCCAGCUUACGCUAAUCAUCUCUUUAUCUCCGUUACGCCAAUUAUCGAUUCUUUAUAAGCCCACCCCCCAUCUUCACAUUUUGAGACUGGGACUGUUCAUACAAGGCACGCAAGCAACGAAACCUGCCCAUUGCUUCUUUCCAUGUCCAAUUCCCCUGUUUCUUACUCAAUAACCUAAAGCUUUUAAGUUUCUUCUUCAUCUUCAAGUUUAAGACAUGUCGAGCUCGGGGGUAGUGCGAAGAGGAAUUCAUUAUUUGCAAAAGCUAAAAGCCGCGAAUAUACCUUCUGAUUUGAUAGAAAAGGGCCAAAAUCGUGUUAUCGAUGCUUCUCUUACCCUUAUUCGGGAGAGGGCAAAGCUCAAGGGAGAACUUGUGCGUGCUUUGGGCGGUGCUUUAGCAUCAACAUCACUGCUUGGAGUUCCUUUAGGACAUAAUUCAUCGUUUCUUCAAGGACCCGCUUUUGCUCCUCCUCGUAUUCGGGAGGCUAUCUGGUGUGGCAGCACUAACUCAGCCACUGAAGAAGGCAAGGAACUAAAUGAUCCACGGGUGCUAACUGAUGUUGGUGAUGUCCCUGUCCAAGAAAUACGUGAUUGUGGUGUAGAUGAUGAUAGAUUGAUGAGUGUCAUAAGUGAAUCUGUCAAGCUAGUAAUGGAGGAGGAUCCGUUACGCCCAUUAGUUUUAGGCGGUGACCACUCGAUAUCCUUUCCUGUUGUAAGAGCGGUCUCUGAGAAGCUUGGUGGACCUGUUGAUAUACUUCAUUUAGAUGCCCAUCCUGAUAUUUACGAUUGUUUUGAAGGAAAUAAGUAUUCACAUGCAUCUUCUUUUGCUCGAAUUAUGGAGGGUGGUUAUGCUAGGCGGCUUUUGCAGGUCGGUAUCAGAUCGAUAACAACUGAAGGGCGCGAACAAGGAAAAAGGUUCGGAGUGGAGCAAUACGAAAUGCGAACAUUUUCAAAAGACUGUCAUUUCUUGGAAAACCUGAAACUAGGGGAAGGAGUAAAGGGUGUGUAUAUUUCAGUAGAUGUGGACUGUCUUGAUCCAGCCUUUGCACCGGGGGUAUCUCACAUCGAACCGGGAGGCCUUUCCUUUCGUGAUGUUCUCAAUAUCCUACACAAUCUUGAAGGAAAUCUGGUUGCUGCCGAUGUAGUAGAGUUCAAUCCACAACGUGACACCGUCGAUGGAAUGACUGCAAUGGUUGCUGCUAAGCUUGUAAGAGAACUGGCUGCUAAGAUGUCAAAAUGAUAAGUUGUCUUAAAUUUCUAUGUUAAGGUCUUUGGAUGUUUCAUUUCUAUUUAGCUUAAACUUAUGACAAUGCUACUGGCAAUCUUAUAGCUAAAUAAGAUUUAUAUUGUUUA
This is a messenger RNA of Gossypium raimondii (Peruvian cotton), 1423 nucleotides long. Its product is annotated as arginase 1, mitochondrial. The record is from RefSeq and is a predicted model, not a curated record. Lineage: Eukaryota; Viridiplantae; Streptophyta; Magnoliopsida; Malvales; Malvaceae. The transcript has 7 exons. The coding region runs from base 288 to 1310 and encodes 340 amino acids. Gene Ontology annotation, molecular function: agmatinase activity; metal ion binding.